This is a messenger RNA of Coffea eugenioides, 1164 nucleotides long. Its product is annotated as F-box/kelch-repeat protein At3g23880-like. The record is from RefSeq and is a predicted model, not a curated record. Bases 1 to 1164 code for a protein of 387 amino acids. Gene Ontology annotation, molecular function: protein binding. NCBI's taxonomy places the organism in Eukaryota, Viridiplantae, Streptophyta, Magnoliopsida, Gentianales, Rubiaceae. The transcript has a single exon.
AUGGAAGACGCCGACAGAAAAAUACGAAAGACAGAAGAAAAAGCGGGGACCAAACUUCCACUAGUUCUUUGUGAAAAAAUUCUCCUUAGGCUUGAUGUCAAGGCUCUUUCUAGAUUCAAGUGCGUCUGUAAUGGCUGGCAUGACCUAAUCUCGAGUUCCCGUUUUAUCCGCCGUCACCUAGACCUUUCAAUAGCAGAUCCUGAGCAAAACCAUCAUCGAGUUUUCUUAAUUUUUCCAUUGACCACUAUUGAUUACAGAUACUUUGGCUUCCAUGUUGAGCGAAAAUAUUGCAAUAAAAUUAUUGACAAACCUCUUCGUUAUCCGAGGGAGAUGUCCCCGUUUUAUCUGGAAAUUAUAGGAUCAUGUGAUGGAUUAAUAUGUUUGUUGAGUGGAGUUAAGGACAAAUCCAUUAUCAUAUGGAAUCCAUCUUCCCAAGAGUUAGUGACUUCACCUUUGCCUUUUAACCAUGCUGACCUUGGCUUCUAUUGGUUCGGCCGUGACUGCAUGUCUGAUGGCUACAAAUUGCUUGUAUCCAGCCAUCGCAAGUACCACAAAAUCUACGAAUUGAGCCCGUAUGAAGGUUUGUACGACUGGAGGAAGCACAAGGACGAAGUAAUACGUCCAACUCGAGCUUUCGAGAAGAGGGGUACUUAUUUCAACGGUAAUGUUUAUUGGCCAUGCUUGCAGAAUAGGCACAUUGUGGUUUCAUACAAUUUGUCAAACGCGGAAGUUAGGGGAGUACCAGCACCCGAUAUCAUCAGAGGGAAUGCAAGUUUUACCUUGGGGGUUUUUGACGGAAGCCUUUGUGCAAUUUGUAAGCCCUAUAAGAAUUUUGAGAUAUGGACGAUGAAAGAGUGUAGCUUGGGACAAUAUUAUUGGACUAAUUUGAUUCAGUUAGAAGGAUUUGAAGCCAAUUCCAAUAUGUUGAGGCCUUUAGGAGCUCUAAGGAAUGGAGAUUUAAUUGUGGAUGUUGAUCAAAAGACCUUGCAAAGGUACUAUUUCAAUGGGAACACUCCAAGAAUUGUCAAAACACACAAUGUUAACCAUGGAAUGCUUUCGGAUGCUAUUACAUAUGUGGAGAGUUUGGUUUCACCCAUUGACAGUAUACAAUUUGGCCCACAACAAUUGCGGAUGACGAAUGAGGCACAUGGCUGUGCUAGAUAA